AUGUGGGCGUGGUCGUGAGCAAAGUAUGUCCAGAUAGAACAGAGGGAGGCGAUUUGUGCUUGAGGAAGAUGGCGACGGCAAAGAAGACUGGAAGCGGUGUUCUUGAAAAAGCAGUAAACAGAAGGCGUUCAUCAAAACACAAUGAGGGUCCAAAAGUGAUGGACACCAAGGCGGUGUUCACUGCCCUGUAUGACGUGUGUGAAGAGAAUGCCACCUUUUUUUCGGGGGCCACUAAGGGCCAAGCCGGGAAUGCAGCUCAGCACCUGGUGGAUGCCAUGACCACUAUUCAGGAGCAUGCUCGUAGUUUGGAGCCUGUCAUCACUGGAUUUGCUGCCAUCUACCACCAUUUUGACUUUGACCCUCAUAUUCCUGCCAACGGAUAUCGCUCCCUUGUUAAGGUGGUGCGCUGCUGCCUCCUCCAAAUCAUCAAUAAAGGACGCUAUAUCACAUCCAACAGACGAAGCAUCUUUUUCCGUACCAGACACAAUGCGGUGGAGAUGGAGGCGUACUGCAGCGCUCUGUGUCAGCUCAGGGCGCUGCUCUAUCUAGCUCAGAGACUGCUUCAUGACAACAGCCAUGGCAACCUCUUUUUCCAGGAGGAGAGCGGCCUCAGUCAGAGCUUCCUCAGAGAGUCCGCCUCCAUGCACAAAGGCUGCUUCUAUGGCCGCUGUGUUGGAUUUCAGUUUACUCCUGCCAUCCGUCCAUGCCUGCAGUCAAUUGCUAUAAGCCUGGUGGCCUUCGGAGAGAACUACAAGAAGCAUCAGUCAGGGAUAGGUGUAGCAGCCAGUUCAUUCUUAACCUCUGGAAAGUACGCCAUUGACCCUGAACUGAGAGGUCAAGAGUACGAACGCAUCACACAGAAUCUCGACGUUCAUUUUUGGAAGACGUUCUGGAACAUUACAGAGACUGAAGUGCUUUCAAGUCUGGUGUGUAUGACGGCCACACAAGUGAAGGUGAAUCGAGCUCUUUCUGUGCCUCCCAUGGCCUUUGACCUGCCAUUGGCAUCAGAUCCUACCCACAUGGUGACUGUGUCUCCUCCGGCAGCUCAUAUCGGCCCAGCACCUAUCCAAAUGAGACUGAUCUCUUAUGAGCUGAGGGAAGGACAGGAUAGCGAGAAGCUGCUGGCAAUGUGUCGCUCAGAAGGGGGGCACAUCUCUCUCUCCUUGGGCCUGAAGAGUAAGCGCAGCCCUCGUUCCCCAUGGCUGGUGCUGCACUUCCAUGGAGGAGGCUUUGUGGCACAGACUUCCAAAUCACACGAGCCCUAUCUGAGGAGCUGGUCUCAAGAUCUGAAUGCAGCUGUCCUCUCAGUAGACUACUCCCUGGCCCCUGAGGCACCGUUUCCUCGGGCUUUGGAGGAAUGUUUUUAUGCCUACUGUUGGGCCAUCAAGAACCACAAUCUGCUAGGUUGGACUGGUGAGCGUGUGUGUUUGGCCGGUGACAGUGCAGGUGGAAAUCUGUGUGUCACCGUGUCGAUGCAGGCCGCGUCUCAUGGUGUGCGCAUGCCAGAUGGUAUCGUCGCCGCAUACCCAGCAACCCUGCUCACCGCGUAUGCCUCGCCCUCUCGCCUGCUUACCCUCAUAGAUCCUCUGCUGCCCCUCAGUGUGCUCUCACGCUGCCUCAGUGCUUAUGCAGGCACAGAGCCACAGGUCGAGAAACAGGUGGAGAAGGUGAGCACUUUGAGCAUGGUGAGGAGAGACACUGCCCUGCGUCUCAAAGACUUCAAACAGGGGGCCUCCGACUGGAUCCAUUCUCUGCUGGACAGAGGAAGUUCAGAUGCUGUAAGGAAGAGUGUAUCAGAUGCCUCUCUGACCUCUCCUCACACAGACCCUCCAGUGCCCACAGAGCCUUCCAAGUACUCCCAGGAGAAAGGGUCUGUGAAGAACCAGACAUGCCAUGACUUGGGCAGCCACACUAACAGCAGCACCAGCAAUGUGCAGAAAAAUGCCAGCCAGAUUGCCAACCACCUUAGCACUUCAACAACCAACCAUAGCUCCAUCUUUGACAUUACGCUGACACCCGAAAACCAGCUCGAGGAUGUGAGUUUCUUCCUCUGCAAAGAAGUGGAUCCCGCUGUGUCAGAAACUUUUUCCUCUGUGGCCAUUCCACCCCCUUGUGGCGAGGAGGACUCUGAGAACCCACGGGAGUUUCCUGAGGGCUUUGAGCCUUUACGCUCAGCGCAGUUAGCAGAGAUGAUAGUGCAGAAUUCCCCCAUUGUCAGAAACCCAUACAUGUCCCCCCUGCUGGCUCCAGACAGCAUGCUGAAGGGACUCCCUCCUAUACACAUAGUGGCCUGUCAUCUGGACCCCAUGCUAGACGACUCAGUCAUGUUUGCCAAAAGGCUACGAAACAUCGGUCAGCCAGUGACCCUGUGCGUUGUGGAUGACCUCCCUCACGGAUUCCUCAGUCUGUCACAGCUCUCAACAGAGACUCGGGAAGCUACUAACGUAUGCAUGGAGAGAAUCAAGGAUGUUUUCACCAUGAAAGACCCUCCCCCAGAGAUGCGCAAGCACCGCAAACUGGAACGGACGAAUCAGAAUGCUUCGGCUACCAAAAUAAUCCACACCCGGCUUUCAAAAGAGAUUAAAUCGGAAAAGGAACAGGAGUUAGUUAUUGGCGGAGGAGCUAUUGUUGUAGAUGGGGAAGGGCUUGCUGGUUUUUCUCCUCCUACUAAAUCUGAAGCUGAAAAGAUUCCAGCAUAGAUUUUGGCCUGACAGUGACUUUAUUCUGAAUAAUACCAAAAGAUAUGUACAUCCAGAGGAAGGCCACAUAAUUUUAUAAUGACAAUCGGGGCUGGAGCAACCACUGAUUAUAGUGGAAAAGAGUGUAAUGAGAAAUGUGAUGGAAUGAGUCAUGGAACCACUUAUUAAAAUGGUAAUUAUAAAAGACACCAUUAACUAUGUAUUUGGUGAGAGAAAAAGAUAAAGUAAGGUCACACCCACAUGCAUUCCCCUUUCACACCUAUUUUACCACUUUGCCUUUUGUUGUAUUAUACCAGCACAAAAACAAAUGUAUCCUGCCUUGUACAAAAACAUCCCAGAACAUGGAUGUUGUUGAAAGACAUUGCUAAUAAAUACAUAAACCUAAACCUUACUCAUUAUAGCACAUACUACUCUUAUACAGUCAUUAUAUCAACCUACAAACUGUGAUUUAAUAUUAUACCCAUCUGCUAAAAUUUAUGUUUGCAGAGUUGCUCAGUAGAAUGCUUUGCUGCUUGGCAUGCUGAGGCUAACUUACGAAAGCAUUUAUUAAUGUUUGAAUUUUUGCUCUCUUAUAUAGUAGCUUUUGAAUUAUUUAGGACAAAGAAUUCUAAAAUGCUGUUUAAGGCUGAAAUGAUUAGUCAACGUUAUCAACAAUAAAAAAAAUUAGCGUUGCCGAAUAGUCGUUUGAUCUCAUAUAACGUAACACGAGAUCAUAUGAAAUUCUAAUGAUGACGUGCGAGAGGAACACUGCAUCUCACGCCUGAUUGAGGAUAGGAAGAAGACACAACUCACAGUUCAGAUGCACUCCAAACUUUCCAAUCAGCAUACGAUGAUGUAGAUCGCAAAGUAUGAGGGAAUUACAAAAAUACAAAAUAAGAAAAUACAGAUGAAGUGUCGUCCUGACGUGAAAUAAAUCAAAGCCGGAUCUGGCGUUCUGCUUGAGCAAAACUUGCCUGACAGAGCGUCUAAAAAUGAAACAGUCUGGCAUUAUGUGUUUAAUGCAUCCUUUAAUAAAGUUCAAAUAAAAAGGAAGCGGGUUGCGUUAAUAAGCACAAACUCCGAAACUGGAAUUUCUCUGUGCGGUCAGAGCCACUUAUAUGAGUCAUGUGAAAAACAGAGCAACAGAGAUUCAAACUUCUGCCGGCUGAUAAGAUUAUAACAUGAUGGCUCAUGACGUAGUGAAUCAUAAUAUAUGUGUCACUGUGUGUAUCUUAUCGUGAAGAAAAUCGGCGAUUCAAGCUCUAUUAAGAAUUUUCUUCUUUUUUUUUUUUUUUUUUGUGAGUUAAAGAUGGACCGAAAUGAACAAAAAGGUGAGUGUAGUCUUAGCCCAAUAUACAAUGCAAAAAAUAUAUAUAUAAAUAAAUAACUUUAUUGAUUUGUCUUUUUUGGUUUGUUUUCCAAUAUAAAUAUCUAAAACUCCUUACGUAUUUACUUUAGGAGCUAUACUGCAGAAGAAAAAAAUAUCAGAGAAUGCUGAAUAUAAUGUUUAAUAUAUAUUUAAUAUUUUAAAAUAUCAAAAAAUCCUUAAAACAAGAUACAUUUACCUUAGAAGCAACAUAUUAAAUAUUUAGGCUGGCUUUCAAAUAAUAUAUAUUGAAUAUAUUGAAGUAUAUUUUGUCUUUUCUGCACUGGCAGAAAUAUGAACAAGUGAAAAAAUACACGUAUAUACAAAAUACACGUACUCAAGAUACAUUCUCUGAAAGCAAGUCUAAAUAUCUUAUAUGUUUAUAUCAUAUAUGAUUUUUAGAUCAUUUUAAAUGGAAAACAAGACAAAAACACUUGAUAACAAUAGGAAUUUUUGCAGUGAAUUUUUAUGAAUUAAAUUGAAUAGAAAUCCAAGUAUUUUUUCCCUUGAAAUUCAGAGAAGGUCAUUUAGAGGUAUUUUUAAAAGGUGAUUUUGUCCUCUUUACUGUUGUAUUCACGUUUAAUACAACCUUUUAAAUUGAGGCACAAGAUGAAUAGUCAGUUCAGAGCUAAUGAUUAAUCGUUUCAAUAGUCAACGAAUAGUCAAAUAAUCGUUCUAAUAAUCGUUAGAUUAGUCGACUAUAAAAAUGAUCAUUAGUCACAGCCCUAAUGCUGUUGUGUAUGUUAAUCACCCUUUAUUAAUUUACCUGCCUCAUGGCUCUUAGAGGACGUCUUAUAAGAGUAGUGUUUAAAUUAGAUUUCUGAUGCUGCUUUGUCCAGCGGUUAUUAUAUGCUAUCAAUACAUCUAUACUGAUCACAUUUCCACAUGCACUCUGUGGAAGGAAAGCUCAAGUUACACAAAUCCACACUGAAUUGUUGAUGUAGUCCUACUUGUGUUCUAUGGUGUCCUGAAUGUUUUAGUCAAGGUACUGUGUAUUAUGUAACUGUCAAAUAUUUAACAUUUUCAUUAUGGAUUAGUAAUCAUCAUUCCGAAAUAUAUGUGCAAUGUUUGUUACUGUG
Myxocyprinus asiaticus (Chinese sucker) is the source of this 5123-nucleotide messenger RNA. RefSeq names its product lipase, hormone-sensitive b (gene lipeb). Gene Ontology annotation, molecular function: triacylglycerol lipase activity; sterol ester esterase activity. Gene Ontology annotation, biological process: triglyceride catabolic process; cholesterol metabolic process. Lineage: Eukaryota; Metazoa; Chordata; Actinopteri; Cypriniformes; Catostomidae. The record is from RefSeq and is a predicted model, not a curated record. The transcript is spliced from 13 exons. Bases 69 to 2699 code for a protein of 876 amino acids. Gene Ontology annotation, cellular component: cytosol.